GGGUGCCUUCUUGCUGAUACUUAAAGACCAUUGCGGCUAUGUCAAUGGGCAACACCUAGCUUACUGUCAAUGCCUGCGCGCAAAAACCCACUUCAAAUAGCAAUGGUACUCGAGAAAGUCCACGAGGCUGCUCAGAAGGCCAAGGACGGUGUACGCAAUGUUGCUGAAUCCGCUGCUAAAUCUGUGUCUGAAGAAACUGGAGUCGAAAUCGAGACAAAGUAUGUUGAUGUUGUGAUCAAGUUUAUAGGUGCUUCUGGUCUCCCAAAGAUGGACGUGGUAGGCUCCGCUGAUCCAUAUUUUAUCGCAAAGAUCGAUCACAAGAUUUCAAUCGUAUCGACGGUCCAGAGCAACACCCUUUCACCAGUAUGGAAUGAGACCUGGAAGGUCCGAAACGUCCCGACCAACGCCAAUCUACAAGUGGAAGUGUUGGACAAGGAUAAUGCGCCAGUUGACGACUACAUUGGAAAGUUCCAUACCACUAUUUCUCCAGGGACUAAGGAGGUUGAAAUUGAAGGACCCCUAUUCAAGCGCACGAGAGGAACAUUUUGGCUCAAGAUUGAGUCCUCGCCAUCACCCAACGACGCGAAGUCACAUUCAUACAUAUUUGACGGACCUAUACGAUAUUCUCGCCAUAAUUCCCCUACAGUUGGCUUUCUCACUAAUACCCACGACACUCGUCUAUAUUCGACAUGGAAGAUUUACUUAAAAGGCGUCCCACUAUUCUUUAGUGACCGCGUACAACACUGGAACUGUAAUUACAAGGCUGCGCAGACUAUAUUCCAGGGUCCUGCGUCGAUAGCCGUGCGUACCACGAUACAAGCUGGGCACCACAUGCUGUAUGCACGGAGUACUUCCAAUGUAUUUGGUGUGAUCAGUUCGGCUGAUGACGUGUAUAACUUGCUUCACGGCGGUACACGUACCGGGGGCACAGGACACGAUCUCUUUGCGCACCGCGUCAAGCCUGCUGUAUACACCUAUAUCAUUUCCGCAGAAGACGACUCGUUCCGGUUUUCGGAGACCGGAGCAGCAUUCUUCGUUGACUUUGCGUCUAAACAUGCACUGCACAGCAACUGCGCACAGACGGUGCGAUAUAGCGGCGAAUUCCAUCCUCGCCCGGAAGGAGGAUGGGAGAAGUUCACGGAUGAAACACCCGAUCAUCAUGUGAAAUGGGAGUUGGUUAUCGAUAAUAGCUCUGGGACGUAUUCACCUGAUCCAAAGGUACUGCCCGACCUGAAAGCACUCUUGGAGUACAACUUUCCCGGGUUCACGAUCUUUGCGCUCAAUUACGAUGAUCCGGAGCUGGAAAGAAGCAGGGAGGCAUGCAGGGCGUAUGCGCUGAAGCACCGGGGUGUGCAGGAGCGGGAGCUGCAGCCACAUGCUGGUGAGGGUGAAGAGACGCUAUGGCUUCGCGUCUCCGCCAGGAGAACUUGAUGAUCGAGCUUUACUAACUGACUGAUUUUCUGAAGGACGGUGGUUCCAUUGUUUUGAGCGAAAGAGGUGCCGGCUACGGACUACAGUGUGACAGGGCUGGGGUGUUUAUGAUUAUGAUAUGGAUUAUGUAGAGUAGUGUUGUAAUAUCAAACGGGGUUCUUUUACGAAGA
Serpula lacrymans var. lacrymans S7.9 is the source of this 1601-nucleotide messenger RNA. RefSeq lists its product as uncharacterized. The transcript is spliced from 4 exons. Lineage: Eukaryota; Fungi; Basidiomycota; Agaricomycetes; Boletales; Serpulaceae. Gene Ontology annotation, biological process: positive regulation of gene expression. Bases 70 to 1431 code for a protein of 453 amino acids. The record is from RefSeq and is a predicted model, not a curated record.